ACAGAAGAGCGAGAGACCAGCCGUCCUUCUACAGAUAAAGAUCUCCUCCUGCGAUCAUCUCACACCUUCUACUGAACUUCAACAUCAAGUUCCUGCAGCUUGUGGUAGAUUUCUGUUCUCCAUCAUCUCAGACAAUCCUUACAGAAUCCUCACACACUAAACACACACGCUUCACAGACUCCACACACACUCCUCACACAUUCCUCAAACACACUCCUCACACACACUCCUCCUGUCAGGAUGAAGCUCCUCGCUCUGGUGCUCCUGCUCUCCGUUUUCUCCUCACUGACCCUGACGGAGGUUGUCAAUUCUUUUAAACAAUCCUGUCCUUCAUUCUUCAUCCGAAACCCACAUAAUGGAAGUGAAAUCAUCAUCCCUACUAUCUUCCCUGGACAUCAGUAUAAGACGAUUUGUCAGCGCUGGAAAAACGCAUACAGAUUUGCCACCGUGUAUGACACUGUGAGGAGGAUCCCUGUUUACUCGGCCUACAAGUUCUUACAUCAAGGGCAAACUAAACGCAGCGAUGAAUGGAAAAUUGAACCUCAGCUUGAAGAUAUUGAAGAAUAUAAAAAAAAGACAGAGAUGAUGGAUUCCCCGGUAAAGGAAACAACUGUGAGAAAUAUAAUUAAGCAGGCUGUGAACUUAGAUUAUAAAAACUGUAACGAUAAUAAUGGUAUUAGGUAUACUCGAGGUCACGUGUUUCCACGUAGCUUUGCUGCUAAUCAGGAUCAAGCUGAUUCCACCUUCACUUUAACCAAUAUAGCACCACAAACACAAAACAGCAACGGGGCAUGGGAACAGCAAGUGGAGACACGAAUGAUUAAUGAAAUAAAGAACAUUUGCAGGGUAGACCAAAAUCACCAGGUGUACAUUGUGACCGGGGUCGUUCCAGGGAAUAAUUGGAUACCGAUAACAAGAGGCGGGAAAAAGUAUAAAGACGGAAUUAAUAUCCCCAGUCAUUUUUGGAGCGCUUUCUGUUGCACCGAUAGAAACAAUAUUAGGAAACUCACAUCGAAGGCCUACAUCGCUGAGCUAGAGAACUUUCGAGUCCGGACGCCCACCAUUGACAACCUGAACGAACGACUCACAAAAUUGUAUAAUCGGAUAUUCAGUGUAUUUCCAAGAUUACCAGUUGGGAAAAUACAGCCUCUUUUCUAACCUGAAAUUCUCUCUUUAAAUCUAAAAAUCGCAUAAAAACCAACUUCAUUUAGUUAAUGCUGAUUAAAACGUAUGCAGCAAGAAACAUAAAAAUUCUGUAAUAUAUUCCAUCUCAUCUUCUGAUGCAUUUUUAAAUGUACUGAAUCAAGGUGUUUAUUUACAGCUGCUUCACACUCAGACAGCACACAAUUUACAGAUAACUCUACGGGAAGUAGACUCUUUUUGUCAUACUGAAACUUUAUUAGCUCCUGACCAAUCAGGUCACAGGUUGGGGGGUGAGUGAGAAAAACAAACAUAGAGGACAAAGUGCUGGUGAAAAAUUAGUCUUAUUAGUGAAUGAAUAUAAAGAGGGAAAAUCUCUCUGUCGAUAUUUACAUUAAUCUUUAUUUCGUCUGGAUUACUGAGAAUAAUAGAUCUACUCUUGAGCACAAACUAGGCUAGUUAGUUAGCCUUUACCAGCUGGCACUCUUAGAGCGUUGUUAUGGUUACAGUGUGUGUGUUGCCUUUUUUUCCUCCAUCAGCACAAAAGGAGGUGCAGUCAGUGAUUCUCUGUUAGAAAAGUGUAAAAGCAGUGUAACAGACACUUUGUUAACCUUCAUUUUUUCCUGUAACACUUGUACACUCAUGCAAAAAGCUUUUUAAUCAACAUUAUUAGGUUUGCUUCUCUGCUAAUAAAAACUACUUUUAAACAUUAUGCAAAUAUUAUAUUCAGUAUAAUUACAUACAUUUCUGUCUGUUAAUUAUCCUGCAGAUCUUUAAUAAAAC
This is a messenger RNA of Ictalurus furcatus (blue catfish), 1923 nucleotides long. Its product is annotated as endonuclease domain-containing 1 protein-like. The transcript is spliced from 3 exons. The record is from RefSeq and is a predicted model, not a curated record. Bases 241 to 1158 code for a protein of 305 amino acids. Lineage: Eukaryota; Metazoa; Chordata; Actinopteri; Siluriformes; Ictaluridae. Gene Ontology annotation, molecular function: metal ion binding; hydrolase activity; nucleic acid binding.